Molecule: messenger RNA, 1948 nt
Organism: Triplophysa dalaica
Lineage: Eukaryota; Metazoa; Chordata; Actinopteri; Cypriniformes; Nemacheilidae
Product: suppressor of SWI4 1 homolog
Exons: 12
Coding region: 152-1765 (537 amino acids)
Biological process (GO): ribosomal large subunit assembly; rRNA processing
Cellular component (GO): preribosome, large subunit precursor
Molecular function (GO): rRNA binding
Source: RefSeq, a predicted model, not a curated record
UGGUGCAGUUUCAAGAUGGGUGCUAGUUAACAACACACGUGAGAUAUUUUAACUAAGUUUAUCCUUGCAUACUGUUAUAUAACCACGACCGUUUUAGAUAUAUCGUGGCAUUAUCGCAUUGUGAAGCUGUGAGGAGUUGUUCUUCAAAAAAAUGGGGAAAUCAAAGACCAAGUAUCAGAAGAAAGCGCGUGAAGCUGCCAAUAAUCUGGCAGAGGAGACUUAUGGCAGUGUGCCGCACACCUUCGUGUUUCAUCGUGGACAGAUCGGCAAAAAUGUCGGUCAGCUCGUUAUGGACAUGAGACGAGUUAUGGAGCCUUACACGGCGAUAUCUUUGAAGGCCCGGAAGAAAAACCUCCUAAAGGAUUAUGUUACGGUGGCUGGACCAUUAGGAGUCACACACUUCUCAAUAUUCACCAAAACUGAUAGCGGUAUAAACAUGAGGCUUGCACGACUUCCCAAAGGCCCAACGCUGUGCUUUCGUGUGGCUAAGUACACACUUAUCAAAGAUGUGGUUUCAUCAUUAAAGAGACAGAGAAUGCAUGACCAGCAAUUUACCCAUCAUCCUUUGCUGGUGCUGAAUAAUUUUGGCACAGUGGGCAUGCACAUCAAACUAAUGGCCACCAUGUUUCAGAACAUGUUCCCUUCCAUCAAUGUACACCAGAUCAGUCUCAACAGCAUAAAAAGAUGCGUGCUGAUAAAUUAUGAUCCCGUAUCCCAGGAGGUAGAGUUUCGGCAUUACAGUUUGAAGGUUGUGCCUGUUGGCAUGAGUCGAGGGGUAAAAAAGCUUAUGCAGGAGAAGUUUCCCAACAUGAGCAAGCUGGAGGACAUCAGCGAACUCCUUAUGAAAGGGGUAAAUCUUUCAGAAAGUGAGGCAGAGCAGGAUGGGGAUCACAACAUUACAGAACUCCCUCAGGUCUACUCUGGCCGAGGAAAUAUGGCUUCACAGCAGAGUGCAGUUCGACUAACCGAGAUCGGCCCCAGAAUGACCCUACAGCUGGUGAAGAUAUUAGAAGGCAUGGGAGAUGGAAAAGUGCUCCACCAUUCCAUCGUUUCCAAAACUGAGAAAGAGCUCCAGGAGAUACUGAAGAGGAAGGAGGCUCGUCUGAAGGAGAAGGCACAACGCAAGAUAAUGCAAGAAGAUAACAUUGCCCGGAAGAAGAAAAAAUUGGAAGAGAACAAGAAAAAGAGCUUGGAGGGCAUCAAGAGAAAACGCCAGCGGGAAGGGCAGGCGACGGAUGAUGAUGCAGUAGAGGAUCCUGGGAAGCAGGAUGAUCAGGUGGCAGCCGAGGAGUCAGAGGAUGAAGCAGAGUAUUACAGACAGGCUGUUGGAGAGGAACCUGAUGAAGACAUGUUUCCUGGGGCAAAAAGGAAGCAAAGUCCUGGCAAAUCGCCCAGACCCUUCAAAAAGAGGAAGAUGUCACCCGGAAAGGCUCCUCCUAAAGACAAACAGACUUUCAAGACGUCUGACAGAAGAACGAGCGAUAAAGGAAAACGUUUCGGAGAUAAAAAGACAGUAGAGGGCAAAAGCAGGUUUAUAAAAAGCGAAGGUGUGAAGAAGUUUGCCAAAAAGGGGGAAAGAGAAAAUAGGUUUGCGGGAAAGAGAACAGGAGCAACAGGCAAGAGAACAGGAGCAACAGGUCCGAAAACAGGAGCAGGAGGCAAGAAAUUUGGUGCACAGAAAGGGUUUAAAGGACGUGCUGCUGUGAAACUGCAGAAAGCUGCUGGUGGAAAAAAGGACUUCAAACACAAGAAAGGCAGGAGCUGAAGGAACUGAAAGUGAGGUUUGAGUGAGGCGGAACUCUUGCCUGACCCUUUUCGUCUUACAUCGAUGAUGUAUCAUUUUGCAAACAUGCAUGAGUGAUAAUGCCUGUCUUUUGUCAUACUUGUGCCCUGUAUAAAUGUUUAUUCACCCAAUCUGGUGUUUGUACCAAUAAAUAAUUUCUAAACA